Messenger RNA from Columba livia (rock pigeon), 5997 nucleotides. RefSeq names its product E3 ubiquitin-protein ligase RBBP6-like. The transcript has 17 exons. The record is from RefSeq and is a predicted model, not a curated record. Gene Ontology annotation, biological process: ubiquitin-dependent protein catabolic process; protein ubiquitination. Gene Ontology annotation, molecular function: ubiquitin protein ligase activity; nucleic acid binding; zinc ion binding. Lineage: Eukaryota; Metazoa; Chordata; Aves; Columbiformes; Columbidae. Bases 2344 to 5778 code for a protein of 1144 amino acids. Gene Ontology annotation, cellular component: nucleus.
AGGUGCAGGACGGGCAAGCGACUGGAGCUACAGAAAAGGAAGGGAGGAAAGGAAAGGAAAGGACAGGACAGACCAGCAGGUGGAGCAGCGCCCGAACAGUAACAUCUGCCUGGCAGUGCAGAGAGUCAGAGCUCCAGAAGGAAUAGCCAGUUAGCCCAGAAAUGUCUGCAAGCCGUGGCAUAUUACUCAGCAGCACUAGACCUCAUAACUCAAGGCCUGAUCUCAUGCACUAGGGCAGUGGCAGCAGCAACUGGGAUGAUUGAGAAAGCAAGAAAUAUUGUCCUGGGCAGCUCCUAAUGCCAGCGGUUCAUUCCUCAGUUUUCAUUGCUCCUCUCCAGAGUUCAAGCAACUGUGAAUGUGCUACAGUUGGGCAGCACAUAGGUUUAUGGCAAUAAACGCAAAUGGUCAUUGGCUUCUUGGACUGAACUUUCUAUACAUGCAACAAGAUGCACUCAGACCCCCUGAGAUGUCCCCUCCCUUUGGUGGCCCAGUGGCACGGGCAGCAGAGCCCUGCGAGGGCGAGAAUCACGGACUCCGCACAAUCCAAUGUGAACUCAAGCGAAGCCGUUUAUUGCUUGUUACAAUUCUCCUUAAGUAUCUUUUUGACCUGUCCACGCACUUACAGACUGCAUGUAACUGGACAAGAGCUGCUGUUCACGCGCCGCAAACCCACGAGUGACUGGAUGUUACAAAUCCGCACGAGCUCUAGUGCUAAGCAAAAAGUAUCUACAAAAUUGGUGACUUGCUGACUCUUCUUCACUUGCUCAAGGCUGCACGAGCUCACGUAAGACGCGGAGGCAGUUUUGCUCUCUUCUGGGUCACAUAGGCCUCACAGGCCUGUUCAGUUCAGUUCCAUAUAACAUCCGUUCUAUUCAAGAAAUGCCUCAGAUCUCCCACAGAGCCCCACACGGCAAAGCCCGCCACAUCUGCCCCAGGCUGUCCUGCCCUGGCUGGUGCUGACAGGAGGGGAGACCGGGUGGUGACAGGCCUGGGGGGUGACAGGAGUACAUGGAGCAGUGAGAGGCCUGGGGGGUGACAGGAGGGACAUGGAGCAGUGAGGCAUUUGACACAGUCUCCCACAGCAUCCUCACAGCUAAACUGGGGGAGUGUGGUCUGGAUGAUCGGGUAGUGAGGUGACUGUGAACUGGCUGAAGGGAAGAAGCCAGAGAGUCGUGGUCAAUGGGGCAGAGUCCAGUUGAGGCCUGUAUCUAGUGCAGUGCCUCAGGGGGCAGUGCUGGGGCCGGUAUUAUUCAACAUAUUCAUCAAUGAUUUGGACGAGGGAAUAGAGUGACUGUCAGCAAGUUUGCUGGUGACACCAAGCUGGGAGGAGUGGCUGACACUGUGCUGCCAUCAGAGAUCUGGACAGGCUGGAGAGUUGGGCAGGGAAACAUUGAAUGAAAUAGAACAAGGGCAAGUGUAGAGUCUUGAAUCUGGGCAGGAACAACCCCAGGUUCCAGUAUAAGUUGGGAAACGACCUGUUGGAGAGCAGUGUAGGGGAAAGGGACCUGGGGGUCCUGGCGACAGCAGGGUGACCAUGAGCCAGCACUGGGCCCUUGUGGCCAGGAAGCCAAUGGUACCUGGGGUGGGUUAGAAGGGGGUGGUCAGUAGGUCAGAGAGGUUCUCCUGCCCCUCUGCUCUGCCCUGGGGAGACCACACCUGGAAUAUUGUGUCCAGUUCUGGGCCCCUCAGUUCCAGCAGGACAGGGAACUGCUGGAGAGAGUCCAGUGCAGCCACCAAGAUGCUGAAGGGAGUGGAGCAUCUCCCGUGUGAGGAAAGGCUGAGGGAGCUGGGGCUGUUUAGCUUGGAGAAGAGGGGUGACCUUAUUGAUGUUGAGAAAUACAUAAAGGGUGAGUGUCAGGAGGAUGGAGCCAGACUCUUCGCAAUGAGUUCAAACUGGAACUCAGGAGGUCCCUUCCAAUCCCUAAUAUUCUGUGAUUCUGUGAGAGGCCUGGGGGGUGACAGGACAUGGCCCUUUUGUCACAGCACACCGGGCUGUGGAAUGCGCGGGGGCUGCGCGGUGCCACUGUGACUGCAGGUGAGGCGCUGCUGGUGACCCCUACAGUUGGUGUCCCGGGAAACCCCCAAACAGAACCCUGAGACAGGGGCGCCUGAGCUGGGCCUGGGAGCGCUGUGGGACAGAGAGGGAGCAGAGACGGAGCCGAGGCCGCGGGAGCCUUUCCCUCCUGUGCGCCUGCCCGGGCUGUGAGCUCGGGCUCAGCCCGCAGCGCUCGCCCCAAAGCCCUCGGUGGACCUUCCUGCUGUCGCCGUGGGGGCAAACCCAGCGUGGGGGCCAGGGCGCCGUUUGCCACAGCAGACGCUGUUGUGGAGCAGCAGCACCCGGCCAUGGGCACGUCACGUGUCUACUACAAGUUCUUCGCCGCUCUGGACUACGAAGCAGUCACCUUCAACGGCCUCCAUAUCUCCCUGCACGAGCUCAAGUGCAAGAUCAGGGCUCGCAAGAAGUUGAAGGCGACCAAGUGUGACCUGCUGGUCACCAACGCACAGACCAAAGAAGAAUACACAGAAGAUAAUGCCCUGAUUCCAAAGAACUCAUCAGUGAUUGUUAGAAGAGUCCCUGGUGGAGGAGUUAAAGCCACCAGCAAAACAAAUGAUGUGGUUCCUGAGUCACAGAAAAUCCUCCAAAGUGCUUCCAGAAGCCGAACGGAGGCAGCGAGUGGAACAUCAAAAGCAAUUGAUGACUCUUCUGCACGUAUGGCCCAGCUUAUUAAGGCUGCCAAUCUGGCUGAAGCCGACGCUUCCGAAGAAGAGAAAAUAAAAGCCAUGAUGAUACAGUCCUGCCAGGCAUACAAUCCAGUCAAUUUCGUGAACAAACACUCGGGCCCGCCUCCACCAUCAUACACUUGCUUUCGUUGUGGACAGCCUGGCCACUAUAUAAGGAACUGCCCAACUAACACGGACAAAAAUUUUCAGCCUGUUCCCAGAAUUAAAAAGAGCACAGGAAUUCCAAGGAGUUUCCUGAUGGAAGUGAAAGAUCCCAAUACCAAGGGUGCUAUGCUGACAAACACGGGAAAAUAUGUAAUACCAAUUAUCAGUGCGGAAGCUUAUGCGAGAGGAAAGAAGGAAAAGCCUCCCUUCCUACCAGCGGAGCCGCCCUCCUCCUCCUCCUGCUCAGAUGAGGCUCUUGUUCCAGCUGAGUUGUUAUGUCUCAUUUGUAAAGAUGUCAUGACUGAUGCAGCUGUUAUUCCCUGCUGUGGAAACAGUUUUUGUGACGAAUGUAUUAGAACAGCAUUACUGGAAUCUGAGGAACACACAUGUCCAGUGUGUCAUCAAACAGACGUUUCUCCUGAUAGUUUGGUUGCCAACAAGAUCCUGCGCCAGGCUGUGAACAACUUCAGAAAUGGGACUGGCUACAGUAAACAGAUUCAGCAGCAGCAGCAGCUGCCACCAGCACCAGUGGGACAACCAGUGACACGCAACCCGCAACCUCUACUCCGGCCGACAAUUUCCAAACAGAAGGAUCCACUAAUUCCUCCAUCAGCUUCUGUGUCUUCUCAUUCUGCUGCUUUGUCAUCGUUUGGCCCUACUCAGGCAUCUGGGGCAGCUCAGCUGCCAGGAAUCCUGCCUUCUGUCACUGUCCCUGGUGUCCCACCAGCAGUGUCCCUGCCCUUCCCUGGACCUUUUCGCGAGGGUGAUGUGGUUACAGCUCCUGCUGCUCUGGUGAGCGCCGCUGGACUUUCUCAACCCUCCUCUCUGACCAGCAGCGGUUUGUCGGGAGAGCAGGGCUGUCAGGUUCCUGUGCUAAGACACCCAGCUCUGACAAGUCUCCUGGGCCCGCAAGGACAAUCAAUACCCACCAAUGGUCAGGCAGUGAGAGCCAGUACAGUCUGCUCAGCCAGCGGGAGACCAGGCUGGGAACUGUCCAGGUCUCCCCAUGAUGCUCCAUCUCACUCCAGAAGUUCAUAUACCUGCUCCAAGUCAAGACCAGGCUCUUCCCACUCUCGCACCAACUCUGGAUCAUUUAGUCAUUCCCAGUCUGGUUCCCACUCCCGAUCACCACCGUGUCAAAGAAGAGGCAGAGCGAACAGUCGUGACCGUCGUUCUAGUCCAAGGUCACGUCGUCAUUACCGGUCAAGGUCUCGCUCAUGCAGAAGAUGCCGCUCACGGUCAAGGUCUCCGGUGUUUAGAGGCCAGUCUCACACUAAAAGGACUGUGCCUCAAGGGGAAGGAGAAAGGGAAUAUUUUAACAGGCGCGCAGAAGGUCCAGCAUCUUCUAUGAAAGGUUACUAUGGCAGACCUGUUGACUUCAGAGAUCCAUUUGAAAAGGAAAGAUGCAGAGAAUGGGAAAGGAACUAUAGAGAAUGGUAUGGCAAGGUUUACAAGGGCUGUGCUGUUGCUGCUCAACCUCCACCUGCAGUGAACAGAGAGAACUUUUCUCCUGAGAGGUUUGGUCCACCUGGGAGCAGACAAGAGAACUCAGCGUGUGCUUGGGGAAACAGGGAGGAUUAUCCUGGUGGGCAGAGCCACAGAAGUCAUAAUAUAACUGGACAUGACGGUGAAGAACCUUCUGGAAGAGAGGGGCCUGGCAUCAGUGAUCCUAGAAAAUCAAAAGAGAAGGAGGUGAAAUAUCCAUGGGGAGAUGACAAACGAAAUGAACAGAAAAGACACCAGAAGAGAAGAAAGUGCAAUGAGAAUGAAGGAUUUUGCAGUGCUGAGUUGCUGGAAGGUGCAAGAACAGCAAGAGAGCCAGUUCCAGCAGGAGACGAUAAAACAGACUCUCUGUUCGUGCUCCCGAGCAGAGGUGAUGCCACCCCUGUCAGAGAUGAGCCUAUGGAAGCAGACUGGAUUGCUUUCAAACCAGGGUCUGGAGAGGAGAGAACAGAGAAGGACGAGCCAAAAGAAAAGAAUGACCAGACAAAGUCGAAAGUAGAAGUGGCUGCUCCUCCUAAGAAAGACGACACAAUAAUAGCAGCUCAAACUUCCCAGGAGACGGUGGACACCGAUUGUGAAAAUUCUCCUCAAAUGGAACCUCCUGUGAAAAAAGUGAAGAAGGAGUUGUCAAAGAUGAACGAUGCUGUAAUAUCUUCCUCCCAAAAGGAUGAGAAGGCUCCUGGUGCUCCAUGGAAAUAUCACCCCAAAGUGACAAAAGGUCACCUAGGAACCAGAACAGCCAAGGAUGAAAAGGUGAAGAAAGACCAUCCAAAAGAAACCAAAUCAGAGAAGCCCUCCAGAGAGGACAAGUCAGAAAAACCUGCGGAAAAAAGCAAAACUUCUGAUGCAAAACCUGAAAAAGGCAAAGGAAACGCAGAUGAAAAGGUGGAUGAGGAGCAUGAAGCCACUUGCACAGACGCCUCAAAACCAGAAACUGCUGAAUGGAAACCGUCGGCAAAGGGGAAGAGUGAGCCCGAUGCUGGAAAAGGAGAGCGAACUCCAGAAACAGCUAAAUGUGCGUUUCUCAACCGCCCCGCAAAAGAGAUUGAACUUCAGCAAGAAACUGGCGAAAAUCUUGUGAGAGGAGAAAAUGUGCCUCCUGCAGAAGAUCCUGCGGGGAAACCCAAGGCAAGCAGUGGUAAAGUUACACAGGAUAAAGCUGAGGGGAAAGCACGAAUAAGAGUAACAGCAGCUGAUGGAUCUAGUUUAGUUCUUGUGGGUUACACCAGCAGCAGUUCUACUGAGGGAAGGCCCAGGACAAAGACAGAAGAAAAGCCAGAUACAAACCAAACUGUCAUUAAGACCAUGGAGGAGUAUAGUAAUGAUCUAAGAGCUCCUGCAGAAGAUGUCAUCCUUACGAUCCAAGUCUCUGGAUUUGUGAGCAUGUAACAUGAGAGGCUUUUCUUACCAUGUUAUUUUUAACCACCAUUAAUUAGUCUGUGUGUAGUAAAAAUGUUGAGUUACUUUUAAUUGACUGGCAGAAGCAGCUUGUAUCAGUUAUAAAACAUCGGCAGAAUGACUUGCAGAAUACAUUGCAGCUCUGUUAUGUCACUUUUUGCUUGCAAUAAAAGGUUUUCAAUAAAUGGUGCGAUGUGAUGAGGUUCCAGU